Molecule: messenger RNA, 1791 nt
Organism: Cladophialophora psammophila CBS 110553
Lineage: Eukaryota; Fungi; Ascomycota; Eurotiomycetes; Chaetothyriales; Herpotrichiellaceae
Exons: 1
Coding region: 1-1791 (596 amino acids)
Biological process (GO): regulation of DNA-templated transcription
Molecular function (GO): DNA-binding transcription factor activity, RNA polymerase II-specific; zinc ion binding
Source: RefSeq, a predicted model, not a curated record
AUGGCCAAUUUGGUGUGGAAGCGCAGACGCCAAUAUGCACCAAAGGUCAAAUCGGGCUGCCGAACCUGCAAACUUAGACAUCUGAAAUGUGACGAGUCGCGACCGGGCUGUCACAAUUGCUCGACUGCAGGAAUUGUCUGUGAAGGCUAUGGAAUCUGGGGUGGUGGAACGAAAGCGACCGAGGACGAGCGCCGGAGGCAGCCAAUGCCACCUCCAAAGAGGUGCAAACUGCCAACCUUGCCCGCCGCAACUCAGAGUCUCUCUAGGCACAAUACAUCAACACCCUUCCAUAACCUCAGUCACGCAGAACGGAGCUGCUUUGACUACUUUGUCAACGAGACUGUUGUCAAAAUCCCGGGGGUAUUUUUUUCCCAUUUCUGGGCCGACCUGGUACUUCAAGCGAGCUGCUCAGAACUCCCGAUCCUGCAUGCUGCUGUGGCCCUCGCCUCCGCUCACAGAAGCGCGCAACUCAAUCUCUAUGGGAGCGCCGUGCUGUCUUCUCUCUCGUGCUGUGAUGCAAAUGGCAAUCUGGACACGCACGAAGCCUUUGCUUUGCAGCAGUAUAACAAGUCUAUUGCGUAUUUGCGUGCCUGCCAAUUCGAGGAAGACAACGAAGCCGAGCUUCGUACUGCAUUGGUUGCGUGCGUACUGUAUAUCUCUCUGGAAUUGCUCCGAGGGGACUACACAACUGCCAUGAUCCAUGCCCGGCACGGAUUGAAUCUGCUGAGCAAGUUAAAACAGGACGUGGAGAAGCAGGCACUUUGUCCCAAGAGACUGCCUGAGACGAUAGACGACUAUUUGGUCGAAGCAUUCACACGACUCAGCCUCCAAUCAGCCCAUGUGGGAGCUGUCGAUGCUCUUUUCAGUGUCUUCCAACAGCAGAAGUUCUUCACUGAUUGGAGACUUCCCCAAGUCUUCCCAGCUCUGGCACAGGCCCGGCGGACUUUCGAUUCUCUCAUGCAGGCCAUUUUAACUCUGGCGGAGCAAUGUCGCCGGCUGGAAGUCAUGGGAACAGCCUUCCCGGAGGAGCUCAUUCAACAGCACCGCUCGCUUCGGGAAACAACUUCAUCGUGGAUCCGGACUUUCAGGGCGAGCCUUCCGACAUUGAAUCGAACCACCAAGCCAGCAAACAUGCAGGGAUUAUCGCUUUUGUGUAUCUACCAUACGAUGGCGGACAUCAUGGUCGACACUAUGUUAUCCACUUCCGAAAGGUGUUUCGAUGAGUUCACUUCUGCAUUCACGUCGAUAAUCACGAAGACAAUCGCGCUGUACCACAACACCAGCGACACUCCAUGUCGUCAGUUAUGCAACGACGCACGUGUCUCCGGGUUCAGUUUUACGGUGGAUUUGGGUACCAUCCCUCCGCUGUUAUAUGUUGCGUUGAAAUGCCGAGUACCCUGGUUGAGGAGGCAGGCGAUUGCAUUGCUCCUCGCGGCGCCGCACCGUGAAGGCUUUUGGGAUGGUGUGAUCGUGGCACACAAUGCGCACACAGUUAUGGCGAUGGAAGAGAAGGGAUUUUUCGAAGAUUUUGUCCUGGAUCUCGACUCUCAACCUUUCGAUUCCCCAGUCCAGAAGAAUGAGCGAUAUCUUCAUCGUAUUCCUAAACUCCCAGUCACGGCUCGAUUCUGUCAUGUCAAGGUCGUGAUGAGUCGACUCAAAGUGGGCAUGGGGAAGUUGGUUUGUUGGCGACGGAGCGAUAACAGCAACGGAGGCUGGGAUGAAGUGGUUGAGGAUUUCGAUCUCAGCGCUGCGGACAGAGGGGAUCCACAGGGUAUUUAUUUCCUUGGUUGA